GUUAGUUGUCAUUUUUAUCACUUUAAAUGCGCUCGUAUCAUUAAGUAAUUUAUCUUUGCUGUAGUUUCGUGACCAGUGUAGAUAUUACAGAUUUAAAAACAUGAUAUGUUCAACAUGGAUCAACAGAUUCUAUUCGUUUGUGUUAGUCAUAAGUUCUACUGUUAUUUUUGUUCAAUCGGACGUUCCUAGACCUCGCGGUGUAUCUUUAUCUAAAGCAUCGCUUUAUUCGCCGACAAAAGAUUUUACUUGCUUCGAUGGUACUGUUACUAUUCCAUUUAGUUAUGUAAAUGAUGAUUAUUGUGACUGUUUCGACGGCAGCGAUGAACCUGGCACUUCGGCGUGUCUAAACGGAGUGUUCCAUUGUACCAACGCCGGGCACCGAGCUCAGAAUAUUCCUAGCUCCCGAGUCAAUGAUGGUAUUUGUGAUUGCUGUGAUGGCACUGACGAAUACGCAACUCCUAACAUAUGCUCUAACACAUGUGAAGAACUCGGCCGAGAAGCAAGAGCAGAGGCUCAAAGAUUAGCCGAAGUACAUAGAGCAGGAAGUCAUGUGAGAUUAGAAUUAAUUGAAAAAGGUAAUAAGAGGCGUAAUGAAAUGGCAGAACAGCUCUCACAACUUGAAAAUGAUAGAGCAGAAGCUGAAAAAAUAAAGGCUGAAAAAGAAGUUCUAAAAAAUGAAUUAGAAUCUAAAGAAAAUGAAGCUCUCAAAGUUUAUAGAGAAGCAGAAGAGCAAGAAAGACAGAAAAAGGCUGAACAGGAAAAACAAGUUUUAGUUGUAGAGGCAACUGAACAUUUUGUUAGAUUUGAUGCAAAUAAUGAUGGUUUACUUACAAUUGAUGAAAUUAAAGUAGUCAAUGUAUUUGACAAAGAUAAGGAUGGUCAAGUUGAUGAAGAAGAAACAAAGUAUUUCUUUGGAGAAAAUGAAAUGGUUGAUAAAGAUUCUUUCAUUGCCACAACAUGGCCUUUACUAAAGCCAUUGUUGAUGAUGGAACAGGGUAUGUUCCGUCCUGCUCAAGAGGAUGAAGGAGAAGAUCGAGAUGUAGAAACUGCUGAUACUAGAGAAGAUCUCGACACAGAUGAUCUAGGAAUGGAAGAUGAGAAUCUUGAUGUGGAUCUCCAACAAGAACAAGACGGUCAUGAAGAACAAGAAUUAGAUCUAGAACAAUCAAAAACAUAUGAUGAUGAAACUCAGAAAUUAGUAAAUGAGGCAUCUGAGGCCCGUCAGCAGCUGACAGAUGCAGAACGCACAGUGAGAGAAAUAGAGGCUAAUAUAAGGAAUAUAAAAGAAAAUUUGGAGAAAGAUUAUGGAUUAUUACAAGAAUGGGCUACUUUAGAUGGCCAAUGCUUGGAGUAUGAAGACAAAGAGUACAUUUACAAACUCUGUCUAUUCCAGAAGGUGACUCAAAAAUCUAAGAAUGGUGGUUCCGAAGUGGGCCUUGGUAAUUGGGGAGAAUGGGCAGGCACUGAUAACAAAUACUCCGUAAUGAAAUAUACUAAUGGCAUGGGUUGUUGGAAUGGGCCUAAUAGAAUGACCACAGUGAAUAUAAGUUGUGGCUUAGAAACAAAAUUAUUAUCUGUCUCAGAACCAUUCCGUUGUGAGUAUAAGAUUGAACUUGAAACACCAGCUGCAUGUGAUGAUUCUAAUUCAACACAACAACAACAAUCACAUGAUGAACUGUAAAUUUAUGUUGUAUCACAAUUAUGUGAUGAGUUAAUGUUUAAGCUACAUUAUAUCAAAAUCAAAAUGUAAAGUUUUUACACUCAUCAUUUAGAGUAAAUGUUGUUGUAGGUGAGCAUUUUUGUACUAUACUAUUUUUCAAGUCAGAAAUAAUUCCACAUAAUAAAAUAAGUAGAUAAUGUGUUAAAAAAGAAGUUAAUUAAUAAAUUUUAUUUAAGAUCAGCAUUCCUUGUUUAGGCAGUUUAUUUCUAAUAUUUAUUGUUUUACACAGCAAAUAAACUUUUAUUGUAAUAUUCACCAGUUUUUAAUGUGAAUAUUGAAGUGGAAUAGAUUGUAUAUGUUUAUCUUACACAUUCCUCCUAACUGCAAUGCUAGAAAUUAGUGAACUGCAACUAGAAAUAUUAAUUUAAUUGAACAAAACAUUGUGAGUUAUGAAAAUAAAAGUUUUUGAUUUC
Molecule: messenger RNA, 2133 nt
Organism: Diatraea saccharalis (sugarcane borer)
Lineage: Eukaryota; Metazoa; Arthropoda; Insecta; Lepidoptera; Crambidae
Source: the annotation of a GenBank genome assembly